Molecule: messenger RNA, 1674 nt
Organism: Selaginella moellendorffii
Lineage: Eukaryota; Viridiplantae; Streptophyta; Lycopodiopsida; Selaginellales; Selaginellaceae
Product: dihydroorotate dehydrogenase (quinone), mitochondrial
Exons: 11
Coding region: 85-1479 (464 amino acids)
Biological process (GO): 'de novo' pyrimidine nucleobase biosynthetic process; pyrimidine ribonucleotide biosynthetic process
Cellular component (GO): cytoplasm; mitochondrial inner membrane
Molecular function (GO): dihydroorotate dehydrogenase activity
Source: RefSeq, a predicted model, not a curated record
AGCAAAGAGAAGCCCUAAUUAGGGCCUUCCUCCUUUCUCUCUGGCGAUGGCGAGCGAGCGAUAGCGCGGGAUUGACGAAAUAGGAUGCGGGAGGGGCGCCUUCUCGCCGCAAUCGCGAGGCGGUAUGGAUAUGGAUCUUCCUCAUGCAUUCACACGGCAGCUGAGACGUCUGGAUCCGCCAAGGAGGCGGUCGCCGCGGCAUUUCAGAAGCCACCGCUUCCUCCAAAAAUUCGCCUCACUUGGGGGCGUGUUUUAACUGGAACUUUGCUUGGAGCAGUCAUUGCUGGUGGAGCUUAUGUUGGUACUCGAGACGAGGCAACUAUCAGCGCAUGGACGUUCGAGGCCGCCAAGUAUAUAAAUCCUUUGUUCCGGCUUUUGGAUCCCGAGAACGCUCACAAGGUAGCGAUAUGGGCCUCCUCGCACUGCUUGUGUCCGAGAGAAACUAGGCCGGAUCCUCCCGUCCUGGAAGUGAGUGUUUGGGGGCGAACCUUCUCAAAUCCAGUCGGACUUGCCGCUGGUUUCGACAAGAACGCCGAGGCGGUCGAGGGAUUGCUUGGCAUAGGAUUCGGAUUUAUGGAAGUUGGCUCCGUAACUCCUGUCCCGCAAGAAGGCAAUCCCAAACCGAGAGUUUUCAGAUUACCGGAACAGGGUGCUAUUAUCAAUCGAUACGGUUUUAAUAGCGAGGGAAUCGUAGCAGUAGCGAAGAGGUUAGGAGCACAACACGGUAAACGUAGGAUGGCCGAGACGGUAAAUUCGGCCAUAACGACGAACGCGGAACAACGUGUUCUUGGUGGCAAGGCUGGUCCAGGGAUUUUGGGGGUAAACUUGGGUAAAAACAAAACUAGCGAAGAUGCCGCGGCAGACUAUGUCCAAGGUGUGCACACCUUGUCUCAAUAUGCAGACUAUUUGGUAAUAAACGUUUCAUCGCCAAACACACCCGGGCUGAGAAAACUUCAAGGCCGUAAGCAGCUCAAGGACUUGAUCAAGAAGGUUUUGGCAGCGCGAGAUGAGAUGCAGUGGGGUGAAGAGGGCCCUCCGCCGCUACUCGUGAAAAUCGCUCCCGACCUGUCAAAGCAAGAUCUUGCGGAUAUUGCCGCUGUGGCACUUUCGCUACGAUUGGAUGGCUUGAUAAUCGCUAACACGACUGUUUCAAGACCCGACUCAGUCAUUGGUCUCGUUCACGUGGAUGAAAUGGGGGGCCUUAGUGGGAAGCCUUUGUUCACCUUAUCCACGGAGGUUCUUCGAGAAAUGUACCAGCUUACGUGGGGUAAAAUUCCACUCGUUGGCUGUGGCGGUAUAAGCAGUGGAGAAGAGGCAUACGUGAAGAUUCGAGCGGGUGCCACUCUUGUGCAACUGUAUACUACUUUUGCAUAUGAAGGCCCAGCGCUUAUACCCCGAAUCAAAGCCGAGUUAGCAGCUUGCCUUGAAAGAGAUGGAUUCAAGUCUGCCCAGGAAGCAAUUGGUGCUGACCAUAGGUAGACUCGAAUCUAAAUCCUCACGCGAGAAAACACGAAGAAGUAUUGCACGCUCGAGUGCUUCAUAAGCAGUUUUCUCUUGCAGAUUUAAAGAGUGAAUAGCAGCUAAAAGCGAACUCUCUCUCUCGAAGUUUUGUACUUAACUGGGCUUAAAAGCCGAACAAAAUUUUCGAUAAUCUUCGUCACCUUUUUCGUGGGU